Messenger RNA from Zalophus californianus (California sea lion), 1586 nucleotides. RefSeq names its product killer cell lectin like receptor G1 (gene KLRG1). NCBI's taxonomy places the organism in Eukaryota, Metazoa, Chordata, Mammalia, Carnivora, Otariidae. The transcript is spliced from 5 exons. Bases 68 to 637 code for a protein of 189 amino acids. The record is from RefSeq and is a predicted model, not a curated record.
GAUAUGUGUCUCUUCACACUUCCGUAAUUUUACUCUCUCAACUGAAUGUGAAUGAUAUUAGAUCGAGAUGACUGACAAUGAUAUUUAUUCUGCGUUACAGUUGUCUACUGAACCUCAAGCCCAGAAUGACUACAGACCAGAACAAAAAGUUUCUUCUUCCAGGUUCCCUCUCUCAUGCCCUGUGGCAGUAGCUUUGGGACUUCUGAAUACCAUUUUUGUGUGUUUCCUGCUUGUCCAGUGGAUUCACUGCCAGGGUUCCAAAUGUACCUCUUGUGCCAGUUGUCACAGUUGUCCAGACCUCUGGAUGAAGUAUGGUAACUACUGUUAUUACUUCUCAGUGGAGAAAAAAGACUGGAAUUCUAGUCUGGAAUUCUGCCUAGCUGAAGACUCACAUCUCCUUAUGUUCACAGACAACCAGGAAAUGAGACUGCUUCAACAUUUCCUCAAAAAGGACUUUUACUGGAUUGGUCUGAGGAACAAUUUUGGCUGGAGGUGGGAAGAUGGAUCAGCCCUAAACAUCUCAAGGAUUCUUUCAAACAGCUUGAUACAGAAGUGUGGUACCAUCAGCAAAGAUGGUCUCCAAGCCUCUAGCUGUGAAGUUCUUUUACAGUGGGUCUGUAAGAAGGUCAGACUUUGAGGGGUCAGAUCUGUCAUAUGGCUUCCUAGUAUGAAGGAGCAGGCCUCUGGGUGUUGGGAUGGACAUGAAUGUGUGAAUACUGAACCUUCUAGGACAUGGCAUGCGAUGCAAGACUCUGGACUCUCUUUGAGAACAUUUAGAUAUUAUCUUAACAAUUUAAAGAUCAGGUCUAGGAACAUUUGGGAAAUAAAAAUUUUUUGUAGUACUUCUCACUCUAGUGACUGAGGCUGCCUCCUUCAUCCCCAUUCCCACCAUCUCUGUUAAAAAAUGUACCUCUCCUCUAUGUUAUGAUCCGAACUGAUCUGAUGAAAUCCGUGCAGGUAUAUACUAUUGCUCAUGUGUUAUAGGGGUUUGGUGUGUGUUAGUGGGUUGGCAUGUUACUUAUUCCUCAUAAUAUAUUGUUAUCCUAACGGUGGCCCUUCACAGAUAAAGCUGUAUUCUAAAGGAUAAUGCAAACAGUGAGAAUGUAAGUUGUAGUAAGUGGAUGAGAACAGGGUAGUGCUUUCUGCUUCUCAGCUCUUCACUUAGAGACCUGGCCUUGGCUGAAUUUAAUUUUUCUGGGCGUGCAUAGACGUGGUUGAAUAAACUGAUAUAUGAUCAUAGCUUUUCCAUGUUGUGAAUGUGUGAUUUGCGGGUUAACUUCACAAUAGUGGUCAAUCUGAGGAAAGUUUACAAAAGCCGUUUAUGUGCUUGAUUCCCAAAUUAUUUUAGGCACGAAUGCCUCAAAAAUGAGAAAAACUCGAUUAUUUCUCUUAAGUAGGGUUUGGAGAUAGAGUAGGAGGGAGUACUGAAGGGGACCACCGUUCUGUACUGUUAUGAUCCUGGAUUAUAAUCUCUUAUCUUUCUCUCAUAGAUUUUAUUUUUUUAGGAACAUGAACUGUAUCUUAUCCACCAUUGUAUCCCUCACACCUAAAAUAGUGCUUGUAUCAGUGAAUAUUAAAUAAAUGAA